UUUGCUAGGUAUUCUUUUACUUGAAGUUUAUCGUUCGUCACAGUUGUCUCCCGACGUGACGGAUAGGAGGGCGUCCCAGCUGACUGUAGUUCUUCAUUGUGCGUGCAGUAAACCUCAUUAUAAUCAAGUGCUUUGAAAACGAAGAGUCCCACCUCAAGGCCUGUUAUAAAACACGCGCUAACUGCUUGUAAAGAAGAAGCAGAUUAAAAUGCGAGAAAUUGUGCAUAUCCAGGCCGGCCAGUGCGGCAAUCAAAUCGGUGCAAAGUUUUGGGAGGUGAUAUCGGAUGAGCACGGAAUUGAUCCCUCAGGAGCAUAUCAUGGAGAUUCCGACCUACAACUUGAAAGGAUCAAUGUCUACUACAACGAAGCAAUGGGUAAGAAGUAUGUACCUCGAGCGAUUCUUGUCGACUUGGAGCCCGGUACAAUGGACUCGGUUCGGGCAGGUCCUUUUGGAGAACUCUUCCGUCCCGACAACUUCAUCUUUGGUCAGAGUGGUGCCGGAAACAACUGGGCAAAGGGUCACUACACAGAAGGCGCCGAAUUAGUUGAUGCUGUAAUGGAUGUGAUUAGAAAGGAGUCAGAGAACUGUGACUGUCUACAGGGCUUCCAGCUAACACACUCACUCGGUGGAGGCACUGGAUCUGGUAUGGGGACGUUACUCAUCUCAAAAAUACGUGAAGAAUACCCAGACCGGAUCAUGAGUUCUUUUUCCGUUGUCCCAUCGCCAAAGGUCUCUGACACAGUCGUCGAGCCCUAUAAUGCCACACUUUCGGUUCACCAGCUUGUCGAAAACACCGACGAGACCUUUUGCAUCGACAAUGAGGCUCUCUACGAUAUCUGUUUCCGUACGUUGAAGCUGACCUCGCCAACCUACGGUGACCUGAACCAUUUGGUAUCGGCCACAAUGUCUGGCGUUACCACGUGCCUUCGCUUUCCUGGCCAACUCAAUGCCGAUCUUCGAAAGCUCGCAGUUAACAUGGUACCGUUUCCACGAUUGCAUUUCUUCAUGCCGGGCUUUGCCCCGCUUACCGCCCGUGGCUCACAGCAAUACCGUAUGCUCUCGGUGCCGGAGUUGACCCAACAAAUGUUCGACUCUAAAAACAUGAUGACGGCCUGCGACCCCCGACACGGCCGGUAUCUGACCGUGGCUGCUAUUUUCAGGGGCCGGAUGAGUAUGCGCGAAGUUGACGAACAGAUGCUUGGUGUUCAGAAUAAGAACUCGUCGUACUUCGUUGAAUGGAUUCCCAACAAUGUCAAGAUUGCGGUCUGCGAUAUUCCUCCACGAGGCCUUAAAAUGUCCGGAACCUUCAUUGGAAACUCAACAGCUAUUCAAGAAAUCUUCAAACGUAUCUCAGAGCAAUUUACGGCGAUGUUCCGCCGAAAGGCUUUCCUUCACUGGUAUACAGGUGAAGGUAUGGACGAGAUGGAAUUUACUGAAGCCGAGUCGAACAUGAAUGACCUCGUGUCUGAGUACCAACAGUAUCAAGAGGCAACGGCAGACGACGGGGACGUCGAGGCAGAAUUUGAAGAAGGGGAAUAUGAGCGUGAAGUGCCACAGGAGGAAGUAGCUGAAUAAUCGAGUAAUUGGGUUGUGAAGGAUCUAAAAGUUCGAAAAACCGAACUUUAUUCAGCCACGCACUGAAGUUCAAGUACGAAACGGACAAAUUAUCUAUUUUUAUAUAUUAAACGGCUAUUUAUUAAAAAAAAACCACGUAGUUCUUGUAAUUACUUGCCUAUGCGUCGACUAAUUUAGAGGGAAGGAAGCAAAGCUUCCAGUUCAGUCAGGUGCUACGGAGUUGUUGAAAUUUGGCAAAAUAUUAUUAAGAUCCAAUAAUUAGGCUUAGAGGGUGGGAGAUAUAGCAUUACGAACCCGAAAUCUUUAAGGCAAUUUCUAUUUUCUGUGUUUGUUUCACAAAUAAACCAAAUAGCCUUUCGUAAAGGCGGCUGCAGGAUGUUCCUUGCUGUUGUUCGUCAAACACUUCGAUGAGUUUUAUUAUGUGUUGCUGGUUUGUCUAGGCAGUACGGAGCAGAUGGUCAGGGCUUCAUUAUGUAUACGGUACUUCAUCGGCUCAAUUACGCAAAAUGACCUAUUUAACUCGUAUUCAAGUAACGGCAACGAUGCUUUUCCCGAGCCUUUGAUUUUUGAGUUCCUUCCGUCGCCAAUCGGACCUCUCGUACUUGCUAAAUGGUGUUGCGGUGCCUGUGGUUAGGACACUACAAUAGGUAAAAAUAUAUCUGUUGCACAUGCGUUAUAAUAUAUAAUUGGGCCUUGCGCGAUCGGAGCUAGCGUCGAAAAUGGGCUGCUUUCGACGUGACCUUCAUUACGCUGACCAUUCUCAUUAAAUCUCGCUAAAUAUGAACGUGUUUUCUCGACACGCAAUUAACGCUCGUACACUUUGUAACAUCGAGUGUAUGUCCGAUGACAAAGAUCUAAUUUCGACGACGUUACUCAUAGUAUAAUCAGUGGCGACGUUUUUCGGUCUAAAAAAAAACAUUGAUUGUUUGCCAGGAAACGCCAGAUGUCAGGUUCAGAUGUUUAAACUAUUGUUAGCAAGUGUUCAAGGCCGAACUUUGCUGAUCUCAAUUAGACGAAACAGACUAUCGAGCCAUAUGUCACAGCACCAUACGUAGGCAAAUAUUUUGGGACAUAUAUAACACACCGUAAGAAAAUGUUAGGUCAGAGCAUUUUUUCCCAUUAAUUUGAAGUUACAUUAUCAACUUAUAAGGUAGGACAAAGAUGCUUACUGUGCCAGGUCAUUUUUCUCCACUUUAAUAGGACAAUGCCAGUAGCAUUUAUGUUAGACGUAUUAUACAGCGUUAUUUAGUAUGUUUAUUUCAAAAUUGAAAUUGUUCGGAAACUCUAUUCAAGACAGAUUUUUCAUUCAGUUUAAUGUGACGUUAGGUUGACGUGAACAUAUAAAUAAAUGCAUUAGUUCUACGAGUUACCUUAACUUUUAAACGUCCGUAUUUAACGUAUCGCCGUCUACGAAUGUCGUUAGUUAACUGUAACUGUAUUUCGUACGUUAUAUUCGUCCAAAGCCUAUGCAAGUUUGAUUUUUUUUUUGACAAAGAUACGUACACUUCAAUCACUAAUUAAGAUAUUCUAUGAAAGACAGAACUGGAAAAUUAGCCUCAUCGAAGCCACCAAUGGCAAUUAGCUGAUCACUGGAUUACCUAUCAAUCAACCGGAACAUUCUCUAUGCAUCUACAGACGACAAUCAAUUAUGACUAAGUAGAAUGUGGAAAAUAGGGAUAGCUUAUCCAGCAUAUUAUGAAGGCGCUUUAUCCUAAUAGCAUAGCCCACGGUAAUUUUUAUUAAUAGAUAAAAACACAUGUCAGGUCUCAAUAACGCCUACAUAAGCGUAUUACCUAUACGGAAACACAUACUGCGCGUAGUAAAAUUUAUUUUCAAAACAUAAUAUAUAUUGACAUAAAAAAUCUUCAAAACGUACUGAAGUAUUUAAUUUUAAUAAUCGCAGGUUUUUUUUUCUUUAUUUAUACAACAUUUGUGAUGUGUACAACCUAUGUAGUUGUUACCUACACAACUGUGAGCACCCAUCUUGCGAACGGUGAGAUUUACCAGCCAAAAUUUGGUAACGUAGUUUAUCGGAAACCCAAAAACGUACCCAAACGAAACCCAAAACAAUGCAACUGUACGUUUCCUCGGAGUGCUACUGCUUUAUAGAUCUUUUAUAAACGCCUUUAUGUUUCCUUUGAACGCCAUCUCGGGCAUUAAAUCUCCAAAAUUUGGAACAAUAAAGCUCUAACUAUAUUUUUUUAAAUUGACAUUUUUCAACUAGUUUGAGUUUACAGGUACUUUUGGGGAAUUUUCGACCGUAAUUAUCUCCAGGUAGGCUUUCCUUCGAACUUACGACUUUAAAAUGCGGCUGUGUCUGGUGGUUCCUAUCACCUCUAUCUAUAUGAAGCAAAAGCAAUAAAUAUCAAAAAGCUUUUUUUGUUUUACUAUUUCAAAAGAAUACUUUUCAGUGAUUACAUACCAGAUGUCUAUAUUCCAAUGAGCUUCACGAAGUCUCUAGGAAACUCUCCGAAACAAAUUCUGUGUAAUUUUUUUUUUCGAAAUUUUAGAAACCUUGUAAGUGUUCGAUAGUACUAGAUCCUUUUACCCUGAGAAAAUAAAUUAUAGCAAGGUCUCGACUUUUAGCGUAAAUCUUACCGUAUCAGUUGUUAAUGUACAUUAGACAAAAUGUGCUUUAACGCCCUGCCUGUAAACCAAAUCGUUCGCGGAAAACAUAAAUUAUUAGUGCUAAAUUUUUCGAAGAACCCCAUUUUCCGAUAUGCUUGUUACGUAUUACUGUUAAGCUUGACCGUGCGUCGCAAAGGGUCAAAAGUUUUAUAGAAAUCGCCUCGAGUGUGAAAUGUGUAAGUUUUAACAGAAACGAGAAGUCAGACUUCAAGACGAAGCCUUUUGAACCCCCAGAUUUUGCUCUGGCUAGUCGAGCUGGAGAGCCGACGGAAUUCAUAAUGAACACAUAAAAAGACGAUGGCGUCUGCACAUCGUUGUACGUGCUUCUUUAGCGUUUGCUUUGAUUUGCGAAGAAAUGAUUAACGGUCGCUAUCUCCAAAGGGAUGGGAGACAAAGCUGGCACAACAAGUAGUGCAAUUUAAUAUACACGGGUUGCUAAAAGACAUAAUUCAAAGAAAUUUAAUUAUCACUGAUGAAUGGAUAUUAGGAAAAAAUCAGCGUCAAACGAACGAUAGAAUUAUUUUUCCAAGGAGACAAUCCAAGUUCAUUUCAGCUCCGGCCCGUCCUUGAAGCUCAAAAAGUGAAGCAGAUGUGCUAUCACACAUGAAUGUCACCCAGACGGAAAAAUCUCGAAAAAACAACUACUUUACGUACCUACACUUAAUUUUAAUAAAAUCUAAAAGUUUUUUUUUACAGAACACGACGAGAAAAGCGUCAGGAAGGCAAUGGUGCGAGCAAUCACUAGUGGCAAGUCCGCGAAAUCUAUCCGUAGACGCCACGGUGAGACUGAUGAGCCUAAAUCUAACUGCAAGAACUGCGGCUUACGAUAUCCAACUUAUCUGAAAGAAGUUCAGUAAUCGAGCUUUAACAAUGGCAGGCGAAAUCAGAGUCCCAAAAUAGGCAUUCGAUCUUUACACGUCAGUCUGGUAUAUCUACUAGCUGAUUCGUCAUCGUUCGUUAAAGAUAUGCGCAGAAUUUUCGCCCUGUGCAAAGCAGUAACGUAUUACAUCUUCAUAGUUAGAUAGACAGACAACAAACAAAACGACUGUAGACCUUUCUUUUUUACAUCACUUGCAAUCUACGGAUCUUAUCUGUAAACACACGAAUUUUGCCUUUACCCAGUUAUACCAUGGACUAGAUGAAAGCUGGAUUUGUAAAAUUUAGUACUGCAGAUAUCUUCCCGGGCAAUGUAACUAAAUCGGAUCAUUGAAUCACCAUCACUGAGCCCGCUAGUUCAGAUACGUUGGGUUUUAAAGUAAAUCAGAGGUUCCAAUGUAGGCAAGUGUUAGUUUCAUAUAUAUAUACGUAACUUCUAUGCAUGGGUUGUACGAAAUAAACCUGACUGAUUGCCAUGCUUGAUUCAAUACCAGUCAUGUUUAACUUACCGCUCAUCUCAAUCAUAUUUAUCGCUGUCGUAGAUUUUUGUUUUCUGACAGUGCCUGCUUCACAGAACCAGAUAAAGUUACUAAGCUCGAACGGCCAUUACUGUUGCUAUUACAGCAUAAAUGACAUUUAUUUUUCGUAAUUUUUUUUAAUACUCAGGCUAAGUUUUUGAUCGCUUGCUAUUCCUCGAAUCAAAUUAAGCAUGAAGAUAUUUAAGUCGGCAAAAAAAAACUUAUCUUUUCCUUUGAUGGUAUGGUGAGUAGUGCCAAGUUAUAAAACGUCAAGCGUUCGACCCUAUUCCUGCCCAAAAAGAGAUACUUAUUAAAGGAAUAAUUUGCCUAUUCGAGCAAAGCAAACAAGUAAAAAUUAGGUAUUUAAGAGUGUCCGAUAUUUGGUCUUGUGUGAUCUUCAUUUUACUACUUGUUUCACAGGUACUCAGUAUCAAAAAUUUGUCAUUUGUCUGAUCAAUUGAGAGCUCACCCGUGCAAUCAGUAGUUUAAGAUCAUCAGGCCAACAGCUACUUUAAAUUUGUAAAACAAGCGUAUUUAUAUACAUAAAGCAAUAAAAAUAUAAUUACAAGCAACUAAGUACUGAGAGAGCACCUGUAUAUUCAUAUUAACUUUAUGAUGAAGUAUUUCAAAUAAAAAAAAAAACGUGAACGAUUUAAAAGGUAUAUAAGUUAAGUGACACUUAGAGAGUAAAUUAUAUGUACUGCUGUUUAAUGAACGUCGCUCCUGCAGUGACUAACGGCAUAACUUCAAAAAAGGAGAGACUUAACAUGGAGAGAGACAAAUCAAGUGUCUACGAUACUCGACAUCAUCGAAUCUCUGAGAUUUCCUUGAUGAUGUUUAAAUCUAGCUAAUGUAUAUAAGGUACAAAUGCUGUUAUUUAGGUUCGUGCGAUAAAGCACAAUUUCGAUAUGAUGCUAUAUUUAUUAUUUUAUUUGUUGAUUUAUGCGAUCCAAUACUCUAUUACUACCGAGUUAAAGGCUCAAUGCUUCCCUUAAUUAGUUCAGGGGCACCGACUACCGAUAUAUCCUAAAGCAAUAUACGCACGCAUCGAAUAUGAUUGAUAAAAUAAUAUGCUUUAUUUCACUAAUAACUAAAAAUUCUUAGGCAUACGAAUGUUGCGAUAUACUUUAUAUAUAUAUAUAUAUAUAUAUAGCCAAAUUAGUAAACAGUUAAGAAAAAACCAAUCGUCAAAUAAAACCAAAUUUUUUAUAUUCAAACCUCUCGUCGAUCAGCAGGAAGAUCAAUAUUUUUUGAAAACAGUGGAUUCGGUUGAAGAUCAAAUUUGACUGACACAUUUGUAGAUGACCUCUGGCGAAUAAUUAAAUCAGCGCUAAGUGUGAAUCACCGAUAAUUAUAAUAGUGAGUAAACAGUGGUCUUCUAAUAAAUAUUGAAAAGACACUGUAAAUACCAGAAAGUUCCAUUCUCGAAAAAGCUAAAGUUAGCUUUCUGAAAAAAAGCUAAAAUGUGUGUGUGUGUUUUUUUUACUUA
Messenger RNA from Varroa destructor (honeybee mite), 7087 nucleotides. RefSeq names its product tubulin beta chain. NCBI's taxonomy places the organism in Eukaryota, Metazoa, Arthropoda, Arachnida, Mesostigmata, Varroidae. Gene Ontology annotation, cellular component: microtubule. Gene Ontology annotation, molecular function: GTPase activity; GTP binding; structural constituent of cytoskeleton. The record is from RefSeq and is a predicted model, not a curated record. Gene Ontology annotation, biological process: microtubule-based process.